AUGCGGUCACUUCUGAUCUAUUCGGCUGUGCUAACAAUCACCAUUGCUGCUCCUCCACUCAUGCCAAUUGCAACCAGUAGCGGUCCAUGUGUGGACGGCGUCAACAACGUCUUCGACCUGGACAACGUCGGCAACGAAAGUACUGUGAUUGUCACUAAGAAAUUUGAUUUGGAGAAAUCUGGUGAUUUGCGGCUGACGUUGACAAAGGACUCUGUCUUAAUCGGCACUGUGUGCAAGGACGGUGUUUCCGAAACCUCGAUGGUCCCUUCUAGCGACUGCCACCAUAAAAUCUUCCCAGGACUUGACAAAAGUUUCGUGGACAUGAUCAGCAAUCCGGGUACCUAUGAUUUGCAAGAGGUAAAAUUUAACGAUUUUCUUAAUUCUUUCUUCACAUUCCUAUGGUCAUGGAAAUAA
Messenger RNA from Angiostrongylus costaricensis, 414 nucleotides. NCBI's taxonomy places the organism in Eukaryota, Metazoa, Nematoda, Chromadorea, Rhabditida, Metastrongylidae. The record is from the annotation of a GenBank genome assembly.